This is a messenger RNA of Lactuca sativa (garden lettuce), 837 nucleotides long. The record is from RefSeq and is a predicted model, not a curated record. Lineage: Eukaryota; Viridiplantae; Streptophyta; Magnoliopsida; Asterales; Asteraceae.
AUGGCUGAAUAUCGGAAGCUUCCUCCCAUUGGACCGAGAGUUCUUUCUCCAGAACAGCAGGCUGCUCUGGAUGCCUUGGACAAGCCUAACAACCGAGGGAAGCGAAUCUCCAAGAAAGAACCCACUGAGGGAGGAAAUUCUAAGUCCUCCAAGUCCACGAAACGCAAGACUGGUGAAGGGGAUUCUUCUCAUCAAAAGAAAAAGAAGAUAAAGAAGAUGGCACGAAGUUCUAAGAGUCCCACUCCUCCACGUUCAGAACAUGACGAUGAAAAUGAAGAAGAAGUUCCUUCACCACCUCCGUCACCGAAACAGACCAUACCUCUCUCUGAUCCUAUUAUUACUCCACUAGUCUCAUCUCAACAAACAACUUUACCACCACCACCUCCCAUCAUUCCUAUUUCCACAACUCAUUUAUCAUCUCCAAUCCUUCCAGAAUCCACAACCACUACCAAUCCUAACCCCACAGUGAAUGUCAACGUAUCUGAUACGGGGGCAACUACUGUAACAGAAACCCCUGUCGUCACUAAACCUUUUUACCCUAUCCACUCCACUAAUUCUGGUGCUACCUUUGGUGGAGAAAAUGAUGAAUAUGACUCUACUUAUUUCAGUCCAUACCGGCUUCCGACUGAUGAUGAUAUUGAUACUCCUUUCACAACUCAACAUUUACAGGAAAUUCAUGAGAAGCCCGAUUGCUUACUUGACGAUAGUAAAGCUUACAGUGGUGUUGUUCUUAAAGCCUUCCUCGAAACUGCCAUUGAUCAAUACACAAAGGCUAUUGAAAAAUCUACUCAGGCAGUUGAUGCGUCUACAUCGUCUUGUAAACAGGCAACAACAUAG